Humulus lupulus (European hop) is the source of this 6319-nucleotide messenger RNA. RefSeq names its product putative disease resistance protein At3g14460. Gene Ontology annotation, biological process: defense response to other organism. Gene Ontology annotation, molecular function: ADP binding. Bases 31 to 3666 code for a protein of 1211 amino acids. The transcript is spliced from 8 exons. The record is from RefSeq and is a predicted model, not a curated record. NCBI's taxonomy places the organism in Eukaryota, Viridiplantae, Streptophyta, Magnoliopsida, Rosales, Cannabaceae.
ACUGAGUUUGCUACUGAAGUGAAGUGAGACAUGGCUGCUGAACUUGUGAUCGGGUCUCUUCUCUCUUCUUCUUUUGAUUUUUUGCUGGAAAAGAUUGCUUCUCCUUAUGUUGAGGAGUUCUUCUUCAAGGGAAAUAAAAGUUGUGUUUCUGAGAGGCUUUUCAAGUUGAAGUCAACGUUCAACUGUCUCGCUGCUGUUCGUUUCGAGGUGGAGAACAAGAAAAUCAAAAACCCUGCUGUGGAGAUGUGGCUGGACGAUCUUCUCGACGCCGUGGAUGAUGCAGAGGACUUCUUUGGCGAUGUUGAAUAUGAUGCUCUCAAACCGAAGAAAGCUGCUGAGUCAAGGAAAGCCAGAAGAAAGGCAAGUAAGUUACUCUCUCGUUUCUUCUCCAAACCUUCGAAUUCAAUUGAUCGUAAAAGAAACACCGAUAUGGAAGAGAUUCUUCUGAGAUUGGAGUUGUUGGCAAAUCAAAUUGGAAUCUUGAAUCUAGAAAACAAUGUUGUUGAGGUGAAACCAUCAGAAAUGUUGUUUGUUAAGACUUCACUGCCGGAUGAACCUGAAGUUUAUGGUAGAGAGAAUGACAAGGAUGCUUUAAUGAAGUCUUUGACAUCGGAUAAAUUUGACGUCAUUCCCAUAGUGGGAAUGGGUGGGAUUGGAAAAACUACCCUUGCUCAAACCCUUUUCAAUGAUGAAGAAGUGAUGAAGAUGUUUGAACUUAAGGUCUGGGUGUACGUUUCUGAUAAAUUUGACGCCAUGGCUGUGACAAAAACCAUUCUUCAACAAGUAGCUCCGGAUGAUGCUCGUAAUGACAUGGAUUUGAAUUCGCUUCAAGUCAAUUUGGCAAAGAAGUUAAUGGGAAAAAAGUUUUUGAUUGUUCUAGACGAUGCUUGGGCGGAUGAUUAUGUUCAGUGGAAGGAAGUGAUGAAGCCUUUCAAGGAUGGAGCCAAAGGCAGCAAAAUAGUAGUAACAACAAGAAACAAGACAGUUGCGGAUAGCAUUGGAACUGUUGAUCCACACUAUCUUAAAGAAUUAUCAAAAGAUGAGUGUUGGGAACUAUUUGCAAAACAUGCUUCUCGGGGAAAUCUUAAUAUGUUUAUUGAGAAUCCAAGAUUGGAAAGUAUUGGCAGAGAUAUUGCUAAGAAAUGUAAUGGCUUGCCUUUAGCUGCUAAAGUUCUAGGAGGCCUCUUGAGAUCGACGUUGGAUGCUGAGAAGUGGGAACAAAUAGCAACGAGUAAUAUUUGGGAGUUGACAGAUAAAAGGAGCAAGAUUCUUCCUGCGGCCUUAGAAGUGAGCUACCGCUAUCUUCCUGCACACUUGAAAAAGUGUUUUGCUUAUUGCUCAAUAUUCCCAAAAGGCUAUAGAUUUCAAAGACAGGAACUAGUCUUAAUAUGGAUGGCAGAAAAUCUCGUGAUGCAUUCGGAGGGGAGUAAGAGAAUGGAAGAAACUGUUGAUGAGUAUUUUGAUGAAUUAAUAUCUAUGUCGUUUUUUCAACUGGGAAUCGAUUACAUUUCUGAGCCGUAUUUUGUUAUGCAUGACCUUAUAGUUGAUUUGGCUAGAGUUGUUUCUGGAAAAUAUUGUUGUUUGUUAGAGCAUAAUGAAGAUAUUGAUAAGUUUGAGAAGAAGACUCGUCACCUUGGAUGUGCCACGGAAGUCCUUUGUUAUGGUGAUAAGAUAUCUACUUAUGAUUUUAAAGCUACUCGUUUGCGAACCCUUUUGUCAAUAAGAUCUGGUUUUGGUGGUUCAUUGGUUCCUAAGGAAGUAGUGCACGAUUUGCUGCCGAAGUUGAAGUGUUUGAAAGUUUUAUCUUUUCGUGGUUGUGGUAUCACUGAUUUGGCUGAUUCAAUCGGUGAUCUAAAAUAUCUUCGCUAUUUAGACCUUUCUGGCACCGACAUUGUGAUGUUGCCCGAAUCUGUAACUCUAUUGUACAAUUUACAGACAUUUAAAUUAGAAAAUUGUCGUCUACUUGAAACUCUCCCCAAAGAUAUGCACCUCCUAAUUAAUUUGAGACAUCUUAUUAUCAGGCAAGAGGUGUCAUAUGACUUUGGGUCGUUGAAAGAGAUGCCAAGCCAAAUAAGUAAAUUGAUAAAUCUCCAAAUGUUGACAACAUUCGUUGUGGGAAAGGAUAGUGGUGCUAAAAUAGAAGAGUUGGCAAAACUUUCAAGUCUACGCGGAGAACUUUCCAUUCAGAAGUUAGAAAAUGUGGCCAAUAUUACAAAAGCAUCGGAUCAAGUCAAUGUACUAAAUAAGAAGCAACUUGAGAAAUUGAGUUUGGUAUGGACUGCUGGUGAUGUUGAUCCAAAACAUGGAGAGAGUGUGCUUGAAAUGCUUUCACCUAACACAACGUUGAAGCAGAUCAAGAUUCUUAAUUACCCUGGCACAAAAUUUCCAAAUUGGAUUGGGGAUGAUUCGUUCAGCAACAUUGUUGACAUAGAGCUUAGUGGGAGUCAGCAUUGCUCCAAUUUACCACCACUUGGGCAACUGCCUUCACUAAAAUUUCUUCACAUUUCAAGUUUUCAUUCAGUAACGACUGUGGGUGCUGAGUUUUACGGGAAUAGUUCUGCGAAGAAGCCAUUUUCAUCAUUGGAAACCUUAAGGUUCAGCUUCAUGUCAUCAUGGGAGCAAUGGCAUUCAAUACAAACUGAAGAUGCAGCAACAUAUGGAAAGCUCAAAACACUUGAGAUUUCUUUUUGUCCUAAGCUCAUUGGGGAUUUGCCUCGCUUCCUUCCUUCAUUAACAAAGAUUGAAAUUGAUGCAGAUAAGCAGUGUGCUUUAAAUAUCCCAAGAUUACCUUGUGUCACAGAAAUGGGAAUUAAAAAAUUGGAAAAUGUGGAAUCAUUGUACGAGGCAAUAAAGGCAAUAAAUCCUUCUUCUUCGACUGGAAGUUUGCUUACCACUCUCAUUCCUCUUCAGUCACUUACUUUGAAUAACUGUGGGUCAUCCUUUAGAUCCUUCCAUAUGGAUUUAUUUCCCACUCUCCGAACUCUUAAAAUAGAGGACUGCCAUUACUUUGAAGCCCUCUCAAUGUCCGAUGGUCAAUGUCAGGAACUAACUUCUCUGACUAUCUUUAACUGUCCUAGCUUUGUGUCUUUCCCAAAUGGUGGACUUAUUGCUCCCAAACUGAGUGACUUGAAUAUCAAUUAUUGCCCUGAAUUGAAGUGGUUGCCUGAGAAGAUGAUUUCCCUCUCAUCUUUGAAAUCUUUGGAAAUGAGAGGUUGUCCGUUGGUAGAGACUAUUCCUGAAGGUGGUCUGCCCAUUAGUUUGUCUAAACUUGGGAUAUACUAUCAUCAACUUUUGAGGAUAAAAUGGAAUUGGCAAACAUUACCCAAUCUCAGGAAUGUUACAGUUGACGGAUAUAAAGAAGAUUUGGAAUCAUUUCCGGAGGAAGGACUACUGCCUGCCACUAUCACCUCUCUUUCUAUCGAUACAUUUUCAAAACUUAGAGGCCUGGACAAAAAUGGGCUGAGUCAACUCACCUCCUUGCAACAACUUGACAUCUGGUCGUGUCGUGAGUUGCAGACAUUAUCAGAAGAAGGGUUUCCAACCUCCCUCAGCUCUUUGCAGAUAUGGAAUUGUCCUCUGGUGAAGAAAAUUUAUGACACAAAGGACAGUGAGAAUAAGGAGUACUGGAGAAAGAUUAGUCACAUCCCACAUGUUGUAUUUUUUUGAGCUUUGCAUUUACCAUAUGUCACAUCCCAAUCUUUCACACAGCUACUCUGAAUGUUAAAUCAAAUAAUUGAGUUAUUGCAGCAUUACUAUGAGAGCUACAACUGUUGAAAUCCAUAUCAGUUCAGAAUGGACCAAAAUAUCAAAAUGGGAACUCAGAACAAUAUAUUCACAGCUAGAUCAGCUUCUAUCAUGGAGUAAUUUUAUGUUCACAAGUCUAUGGAUUCAUUUCAAGAGAUGGAAGUGUACUAGCCCGGAUUUUUUAUUUUAUUUUAUUUUACAUUUUAUUUUAUGUAAGACAAAUUUUGUGAAUGAAUUUUUAUUAAGAGUUCGAAUAAUAAUUAGUGAAUAUUAUUUUAACUAAAUUUUAACUUAGAGGUCUGAAUAAAAAUGGGCUUAGACAACUCACCUCCUUGCGAAGCCUUUCAAUCCGUAAGUGCCAUAAGUUGGAGAUAUUGUCAGAAGAAGGGUUUCCAAUCUCCCUCAUCUCUUUGUUGAUAUGGGAUUGCCCUCUGCUGAAGAAAAUUUACAGCCCAAAGGAGAGUAAGAAUAAGGAGUAUUGGAGCAAGAUUAGCCAUAUACACUAUGUUGAAUUUCUCUAAGCUUGCAUUUACCAUCCAUCACAUGCCAAUCAUCUAGACUACAAUAACUUCGGCUUUAUGUAUACUGAGACUCUAAGAGUGGAACUAUUUGUGCAAGAUCAUUAGAAUUGAACACUUUGAAAGAAGCUUGUUGAAAUCGGUUACCAAAUGAAAGGUCUUGUUACUUCUAUUUUCUUAACUUACUUUUGUUAAGUGUGUAUAAAAGGGUGUCACCUCUCUUUGUUUUUUACUUACUGAUCAUUUUGUAAUAAAAGUAAGAAAACUUUGAGUGUGGUGUGUGAAGACAAGAGAGAUUGGAUUGUUGUGAGUUCUGGGAUUUCUUUGUACAGGGAAGUGAGAAUAUUAUAGAAGAGGGUGACACCAUUGUUUUGUGCUACCAUUACAGAUUAGUGCAGAGGAGAGAACCAGCUCUAUAUAUCUUGGUGUUCGCUUCUAUUAUUGUUCUAAUAUUCUCUAGUUCAAUUAAUAUUUGUUACUUAGUGUUCGAAUUUCUGGUUUGAACAAGUGCUGUCAGUUUUGCUUUCUUGGUUGUAUGCAUUGUCUAUUGCAGGUUAGAUUGAAGUCUAGAAGAUGUGUACUAAAGAGAGGUAGGUGUGGUGUUUGAUUGCGUGACUAUAUAGGGACCUUGUUGACUCUGCUGCCUUGGACGUAGGACCUGAUUAUUUACGACAUCCCUCUGCUAUUUGAGUAUAAUUGAUUGUCCUCUGCUGAAGAAAAUUUACGACACAAAGGAGAGUGAGAAUAAGGAGUACUCGAGCAAGAUUAGUCACACGCCACAUGUUAAAUAUAUUUGAGCUUGCAUUUACCUCAUUCAGACAACUCUGAACAUUAAAUCAAUUAAUUGAGCUUCACCAUGCUUUCACCACUUAACCAAUGCCUAAUGGUUAAAGUCUGGCUUUAGCACAUUCCCAGGUUAGAUUGAAGUUGGUGUUGAGUGUUGCAUCCUCAACAAAGCUCUUGAGUCCCUUGUUACAAUUUCAGAUGACGAUAAGAAAGCCCUGUUUUCGGUGGACUGACUUGAGUUUGUUCAACCAAUGGAGUGCAUGAGCUACUAAUUUAAAUGAGGUGUGUUUACAAUUUACAGUUUGGGUUCACAUUGUCAAAUCACACUGCUUGAAUCUUGUAUGUUUUGUAUGUAUUUUUCUUCGAUUAAUCGUUGAUCUAGAGAGGUAUUAUUUUACAUAUCCUCAAAACUUUUUGUUAGUUAUUGCAGAACCCCUAUGAGAGCUGCAACUGUUGAAAUCCAUAUCAGUUCAGAAUGGACCAAAAUAUCAAAAUGGGAACUCAGAACAAUAUAUUCACAGCUAGAUCAGCUUCUAUCAGGGAGUAAUUUUAAGUUCACAAGUUUAUGGAUUCAAUUCAAGAGAUGGAAGUCACACUUGGGAAAGCUAUAAGAUUGGGACAAGUUUAUGGGUUCACACAUGCUGCUUUGGUGGAUUGGGAGCCAUGAGGCACAUUAAAGUGUCCCUCCAACUUGCAGAUUUCGACACAUAAAGAUCAAAGUUGCUAAGGAACUGAACUCCAUCUUCAGUUUCUGCUGUUGCUCAUUGAAUUUUCUUACUCCUUCAAUCAUUUCAUCCAACACAUCUUGAGGUAUCCCAUGGUUAAUAACAAGCUUCUCUGAUUUCGCCUACGAUCGUUUCAUCCAUAUUUUGAAGGUCCACAGUUGGUGCUUUGAACUGGGGGUAGCCUGAGUGACCAUCUGACAUAAUAGAUGAUGAAUAAUCUUCAGGUGGCAUAACAAGGAUUUCAGGAAGAGUAGCAAUCCCAGCAUCAACAAGUCCUUUCACACCAGCCUUUGUGUCAUCAAAGUCUCUCAAUGCUUUUGCUCUGUCAUAAACCUCUUUACUCUCAGCUUCUGAAUUCUCUUCUUCUAGAUUGAAAUCCAUUUUUGUUAACUUAGAAGCCUCUUGCCUUGAACUUAUUCUGCUUUAAAUUGAUGUAGUUGUAUUUAGUUAAGUAAAAAUAAUAAUAUCUGUUGUAUGUGCUUAUGGAACUAACAGAGAAUUGUCAAUAUUGAUUCAAUUUGAAUAGAGAAAUUGGGAUAGUAAAGC